This is a messenger RNA of Exophiala mesophila, 3247 nucleotides long. RefSeq lists its product as uncharacterized. Gene Ontology annotation, molecular function: D-arabinono-1,4-lactone oxidase activity; FAD binding. Bases 262 to 2865 code for a protein of 867 amino acids. The record is from RefSeq and is a predicted model, not a curated record. The transcript is spliced from 5 exons. Lineage: Eukaryota; Fungi; Ascomycota; Eurotiomycetes; Chaetothyriales; Herpotrichiellaceae. Gene Ontology annotation, cellular component: mitochondrion.
UCACCUUUUAUGCUCCAUUUUCGCUUUGAGGCCUCCGUAUUUUUUGUCUUGCUUGUCUUGCUGGCCUGUUGCUGCUCUCGUUUGUUCAUUCCUGUUUCGUCUGUUUUGGUCGUGCUGUUGUUGAUUUUGACCGUUAUAUAUCACCUGGCUAUUUCUUGCACCUCCUCUUCAGUCGGCCAUCGACUUGGGAGGCUAGCCGGAGUCCGCUAUGCUUCAGUCUACAGCAAUUGAAGCUUUGUUUUACACUUGGAUCCAGCAAUAAUGGCCACGGAAUCCCGGAAAUCAGGUCUGCGCCACGGCAAUCAUGUUCACAACUCCUUGACCUCGGUCACCGAGUGUGUCCUCGGUCUCAAGGACCAGUUUGACGAUAAUGAUCUUCCCGGCCUACGUUCCUUGAUCGAUGACUACUUUGACUCAAAUGUCUCCGUCGACGAAGAGCAUUUCGUCCAACGCUUCUUACGUGCUUUCAAACAAUCUAGGAAGGACUCGACCUACAGUCACCUCCUUGGAGACUAUGACGACGAAUUCCGUGUCAUUGUCAACGACUUCGUUGAUGGGAAGAUCAACGCCCAGGCUGCUGCCGAGAGGUACUCGCCUUUUGCAGCACGUAAGCCUCCAAAGGGGAUCGUGCAAACCCCUGGCCUUGUCAGUCUCGCCGGCCCCGAUAGGAACCUCCUUGAAGAGCACACCAACCUGCUCAAGGCCCUUCCCACUGCCAUUCCGUCUUACAUCAACAAGCUGAUCGCCAAGAUUGCCCCAUCCCUCAAAGAUCCCAAAGAGUUUCUGUACAUUCCUUCGUUCAAAAAUCUCGAGUUUCAGAACCAUGGCCGCACCGUCAAGCAUACUCCUGCCGUCACUUGUGUGCCCAAGACUGCCCAAGACAUUGCAGAGAUUGUCAAAUACGCCAAAGCCAAGAAGAUGGGAGUCCGCGUGGCUGGCUUCCGUCAUUCAUGGUCUCCUGUUUUUGGCCGUUCCCACAAGCACAAAAACAAGAACAACGGGGACAUUCUCAUAUCAACUCUCGGACUCGUCGAUGCUACCCUCUUACCCAAUUUUACCUCACUGCCAACCGACCUCUUCCAGCCAGAAGCCAAAGACCUCAACUCCAUCGUAUUUGUCGACCACAAUUACGUCAAAGGUCCUCAGCUCUCUAAUGGAAAACGCUAUGUUCGUGUCGGCACCUCCACAACCAACGAGCAGUUGAGAAGGUGGUGCAUCAAUGCUGGCAAAGUGACCCUGCCCUGCCAAAUCAUCGAAGUUGAGAUCACCAUGGGCGGUAGUAAUGCCACCAUCUGCCAUGGUGCAGGCAUCAACAACCCGACUUUGAGCGAUCUCGUUCGAGCCAUCGAAUAUGUUGAUGCCAAUGGAGUCUUGCGAAUGAUCGACAUGUCCACUCCAGCCAUGCUCCGAGCAGCUGCGGGUUGUUUUGGCCUCAUUGGAGUUGUCACCCAUCUCGUCCUCGAAUUCGACAGGCUCGCAUGCGCCUUGAUGAAGCCACGCAAAAUCCCUGUAGUUGAGGCCAUUCCGCCCCCUCCUGGUUUCAAAUACACUGAUAUCCCUCUUCCCCUACGCCCUAAAGAACCACUGAGCCCGGAACGUGCUGCCGAGGUGCAACGUGACUUUGAACAUCGUGCCAUCAACCAUUUCUACGCCGAGUGGUUCUGGUUUCCGUAUUCGAGCGACGUCUGGGUCAACACCUGGGAGAAGACGGAUGAUUUGACUGGCGCCAAAGACUACCCGAGUAAUAUCAAAACUGUCCUACAGGUUUUUGGCACCUUCAUGAUGCAGCUUGCCCAAAAUGCCACCAUCCUAUUGGACAUCACCGACAAGUACCCUGAAACCCAGACGAAGCUGCUCACAUGGCUAGCCAUGAAGAACCUUGACGACGUCGGACCCCACGGCGAACCUAUCAAAACUUGGAUCCCUGAUGCGCUCCACUUCCAGCGAGGUGUGCAAAACAUUCGAGUACGCGAUCUCGAGAUCGAGAUUCCGUUACAACCACGCAUUACCAACUCUGAACCCCAACAGUCCACCACGAGCGUGACGCCAGAACCCGGGACGGAUACCAACACCGAUGCUGAUACAGACCCGGAGAUCCAUAGGACAUCUCUUGCCUCGUCAACCACGUGGCAGUCAUCCCCCACAGCUCUUCGAACUACGCAGACGAUCGACCUAAGCAUUGUGCAGCGGGCAUGGUGGGACGCGAUCAUCGCGUGCUACAGCGACAUCGACAGUUCUCCGCAACGCAUGCCACUGGAGAUGCGCAUCAUGUCGGAUUCGAAAGUGACACUGGCGCCGCAACGAGGACACCCGCUGGGCGUAUGCGCCAUCGAGAUUCUUACCCUGCACAACGUUGCGGACAUCUGGCCUGCGCACGCACAGAAGGUCCUGGACAAGUGGACCGACUACCGGGAUGCGACUGGGGCACUGGUGCCCGUGCGACCACACUGGGCUAAAGAAUGGUAUGGAUACCAGUACCGCGGCCGACCGUGGGAGGAAGUCCUCCGCAACGAAACAGCCGAACAUGGUGGCUACCGCGACGAGAUUGCCGAGUGGCAGCGUGAGGUGACGGAAUUAGCCACCCGAGACGGCUGGAAAAUCGAGAAUGCACGCCGUAUCUUUGGCAACGAGGCUUUGGAUCGCUUGUUCUGGACCGGCAUCGAUAGAGUAUCUGCCUCUGCAGCUGCCGCCCGUCUCGAGUCGACCAACGGUAAGGCGGCGAAUGGCGGUACCCGCCGCCGAUUCACAUUCAGAAGCCCCAAAUCCUUGCCUCAAGCCGAGCAGGAAUCUGCCAAUACUGACAAACACGGGCGGCAGCAACCAUUGCAGCGAUUGAUGACAAGACUCAAGAAAGCGAUAAACUGAUUACUUGAUGGAUCGAUCCAUCAAACAUCGACCCAGGUCGACCAGAUCGCUCGAUCUGUGAAAAAUAGAAGAGGGGGCGAUACAUGGUCAAGAAUCAGCCACGACUUUUAUGACUGACUGAUGAACGAACCAACUGUUUUAGCGACCGACUAUGCGAUUAUACGACAAUGAAAACAAAACGUGAAUUAUGAAUUAAUGCUCAACGAUAAUGACAGCGAUGAAUAAAGCAAUUUAGGGUUGGGAUGUGCGCGCAUGCAAUCUGUUUUGACAUGUUUUGAUAUGAGAUAUUCAUAAGGCGACUACUUACUGAUUGACGAGAUCCUAGUACGUAUUGGUUAGAUUAUGAGGCAACUUAAUUUGGUUGGUUGGUUGUCUGAUUGAC